This is a messenger RNA of Acanthochromis polyacanthus (spiny chromis), 7665 nucleotides long. It is a transcript of the gene ano5a, whose product is annotated as anoctamin 5a. Gene Ontology annotation, molecular function: chloride channel activity; protein dimerization activity. Lineage: Eukaryota; Metazoa; Chordata; Actinopteri; Pomacentridae. The record is from RefSeq and is a predicted model, not a curated record. Gene Ontology annotation, cellular component: plasma membrane. The transcript is spliced from 19 exons. Bases 3252 to 5864 code for a protein of 870 amino acids. Gene Ontology annotation, biological process: chloride transmembrane transport.
GUGGACAGUCUGCAAUUAAAAAUUCAGUUUAUUGGUAUUGUUUAUUAUGUAUGUUUUCAGUUACCUUAAAAUAGUUUACCUAAAUAUUGGUUUUCAUUUAUACCAGCUAUUUAAAUAUCUGAAAACAUUUCCUGACCAUAUGUAAAUGUUUAGCUUUCCAAGUCAGAUUCAGGAAAGAUUUCUGUUUGUCACAACCGUAUCUUCACCUCCAGCUUACCACCUGCCAGCGUGGUUGCAGGAAGUUCACUGUGUAAAAGUAAAGUGCUUUAUUUAGAUUUCCUUCCUUCUCUUUUUCCAUUCGUAUUUGUAUACUCAGCAGCUAAAGCACGGUGGUUAAAUUUUAGGAACCAGUCCAGUGAUGCUAGUAUACAAUCCACAAAAGUCAUAAUGGAGUUAGAGAUAACCCUAAUGCUUCUGUGUUCUCCUCCUUCCACACUGCAUUUAAAGUCUCCUUUCACGCCUGAUGUUUAUGUAGAGACCUGUGAGUCUCUCAGCUCCAGCCUGGCCUCACUGGCCCCCUCUGAUCACAGCGACAGUCCACAUUUUGAGACUCACACCUUAGACCGAAUCAAUGCUUUGACUGGGGUAAGCCACCAGUCAAGGUGUGGUUGCUGCUGUGUCGGUGUCUUUGUGUUUGUGUCACCUCACUUGAUCUCAAAACUCAAACCUCUAACUGUCCUAAACCUGAGUGUGAUAGUGUCUGAGUGCUGUGAACUGUUUUUGAACAUAACCCGUAAACAUGCAAGUGUGGAGUGUUUGCCGUGUUGAUCCAUUUUAAUCACCUCUUUAACGUUGCUGCUACAGUUGUAGCCAUGUGCUGUUGAAUUUGUUGUGUUGUUCCACUUUCUCUCAUUGUCCACUCGGUUCGUCCACAGAUUUCGAGAAAGCGGGCACUAUUCCUGAAGUUUCGUUCCAGGGUAUGGCAUGGUAAAACAGGCUUGUGAUGUGUUGCAGCCUUGUGUAUAUGUCUGCCUGCCUGCCCACUACUAUGUCCUCUUUGAAGAAUGUCUGCUCAGUGUUGAGUUUCUCCACUGGCAUAGAUAUUCAAAGAGUAAUGUUCAGAAAUCAGGGAAAUCAAUAUUCAUUUCUUGGUAGAGAGCUCAUGUUGUCCUUUGGAAAGCAUGUUUUUUUUUUUUUCUUUGGAGUAAUGGAAAUGUGCUGGCUUGAGCGAUGUAUUGAUGUAUCCUGAGGGUUCAUUAAAAAUGGAAGAGGCCUUUGUUCUCACCUGUGAUAACUGUCUGCUUCACUGAGGAGAAAGCAACAGCCUGGGGUGUUACAGUAUAAUUGGAGGGUGCACACUUGCACAUACACAUGCAGAUGUUCAGAUGCACUGUACAGUGUAUCUGUCAUUUGCCUAGCUGUUUUUGUGUGAGUGCACUAAAGUGUGUGUACAGUUUAAGUAUAUAUACUGUAAUCAAGGCCCUGCCCUGUGCUUAUGAAAGGACUCAACUGUGAUGCGGCUAACCAUAUACUGUACUACAUGCGUCUUCCUGUCAAUCCCCCUAAAUGCAGCCUAUUUAAACAGCGUGUAACCUGUUUUAAUGAUAAUAAGUGUUAUCAUAACCUUAAAUAACAACAGCCACUCUUCAGAAUGAAAACGAAUGCAGAAAGCUUUGCUAGUAAUCUGGCUCACUAAAACCUACGAUUUUGCUCAUUACAAGAUGACAUCAAGGAGUUUUAAAGGCUGUUUGCGCCACGUGUUUAAAUUGUCUCUGGACUCGCUAUCAUUCUCUGCGGUCUUACGAGACUAGAGAAAAACAGGUCUUGUUUCAUUACAAAUGCGAAGUUCCAUGUGCAUGUAACUUUUAAAGAGGGUUUUGUACUCCUGAAGAUUGUAAUUUUCUGCAAAAUGUAGAUCCAACUGGAGAGUUAGCUCCGGAGGAAUGUCCAAAACCUUUUCCAUGUUUAGAACAAAUUUGAGGAUUGCAAUAAUGUGUUAUAUGCAGUAAAGACACGUUGCAGUGAUACAGUAGUCAGCAUUUACUUUACUGUAAGAAAAAAGACACAUUACCUUACUUUAGUUGUUGCUGUAAAACAGUAAAGCAUAAACAUUAAAGAAAGAGUGGCACACAUUAGAUUUCGUGCCACAAAUAUCAAAGUGCAUUAAAGGAAAAGUCUAAAUCUUUUCGUCCAAACCAUAAAUGCUUUAAAGAUAUUAUUUUAAAGGACCCCCUCCCAGAAGCUUAAAGCCUACUUAUGUUCCACCAUGUUCUACAUUUAACCUCCUUAAUUAAGAUAAAAGGCAGCAUACACAUGUCGCAACGCCCAGUAGUUACGGGUUACUUAGUUGAUGUAUAGAAGUCUGUGGCUGCUACCAGCUUCACUGAGCAGAGGCACAGCAGAUGCACUGAUUCCAUACUGCUGAUCUGUAAUUACCGCAAAUUAGAGAGCUUCUGCAGCAACGUCCCAGUUAAAGAAAGCAUCCACCCAGCCAUGGUCAACAUGGCCCCAAUCUGGUCAGGAAGGUAAUGCAGACCAGUGGUUAAAACGUAUGCAUAAUUUGGGACAAGAAAACCGUAGAAACGUGGAAAACACAGACAUGAAUACACAUUGACUGCUCAUAGUUGGUAUAGAAGGAACCAGGGUAGUAGAUGAAGCUGUAGAGUGGGGAAAAAAACCGCCAUGUUACUUACAGUACAUCAGUGCCUUCAUAGUUAAUUUAUGCAACGUGUCUGAGACUACUGCAUUUUUCACUGUGCUUACGAGAAGGUCUUCAGAUUGUUCAGUCACUUGGGUUCUAAAAGUCAGGACAAACAAGGAAGAACGUUUCGCCAGUUAUCAGUUUUGGUUUUCUUAUCAGGUCUUUCUACAGAAGAUUUAUUAAUAUGAUUGUCUGCCUUUUGAGCUGAGAUUUCACUGGUUAUCUGAAAUGUGAGACAGCAUAUUUAAAGGACUGUGGGACAGCACAGGGAUGCCACCUCCCCUCUCUGAUGCUGUGCUCUCUGUUAGAUUAGCUAGCUGGCUGCGGCUAUGCUACCCCCGUGCUGAUGUCACUCUGUAGGACUCUCCUUUGCCACUUUCCUAGCUUCCCUCCUCCUUUUCCUCUUUCUCUCUCUUUUCUGUGUGACUGAGGUAGUGAGGGCUUGUCCUGGGAGGUUAGUGGACUGGUUGGGUCUAUCUGGACGGAGAUCAGUGGAGUGAGAGAGGCAGUGCUUUCAGAGCUGGACCCUACUCCCUGGAGAAAGGCAGUUUUACUCUAUUGGACAGCCGGCCUUUCCGCUGAUGCAUCUUUACCAUAAAGGGAGUGGGCCAUGGAGAUUGACAAACAACAGCAAAGCAAAGACUCUGUGUUCUUCCGUGACGGAGUUCGCAGGAUUGACUUCGUCCUGUCUUAUGAUGAUGAUAAAGAUGGGGAGAGAAAACAGGAGAGGAGGAAGGUUUAUGAGGCCAAUUUGGAGAAAGUUGGACUGGAGCUGGAGACAGAAGAUAAAUCAGAGUCAGAGGAUGGAAAGACAUAUUUUGUGAAAGUCCACGCUCCAUGGGAAGUGUUGGCUACCUACGCAGACGUGCUGAAGAUCAAGGUUCCAUUCAAGGUCAACGACAUCCCAGACAACAGCGAGAUGCCCAUGAACUGGCUGUCCACGCCGUUUCGUCUGCCUGAGCACGUCAUGCACCCCGAGCCAGACUUUUUCACAGCUCCCUUCAACAAGAGCAAAUCUGACUUCUUCCUUAUCGACAACAAGGACACGUUCUUUCCUCCCUCUACGCGCAACAGGAUAGUCUACUAUAUCCUGUCCCGCUGUUCCUACUUCAGGGAUGAAUGUGCAGAAAAAGACAAAAAGGGAAUCAAGAGGUUGCUCAACAAUGGCACCUACACUGCUGCCUUCCCCCUGCACGAUUCAAGAUACUGGAUAAGAUCGAGGGAUGAUAAGUGCGAGAGCGAGAGAUACAACCUCUACAAACACUGGGCCAGAUUCCUGUGCUUCUUCAAGGAGCAGCCCCUCAACCUUGUAAGGAAGUAUUAUGGGGAGAAGAUUGGUAUUUAUUUUGCGUGGCUGGGUUUCUACACUGAGAUGCUGCUGUUUGCUGCAGUUGUAGGAACAAUUUGUUUCAUUUAUGGAUUCCUUACCUAUGGUGACAACCAGUGGAGUGAAGAAAUAUGCAGUGACAAAAUUGGAGGAAAUAUUGUCAUGUGCCCACUGUGUGACAAAAAGUGUAGCUACUGGAAGCUCAACACAACAUGCAACUCCUCAUGGCAAUCACACCUAUUUGACAACGUGGGAACAGUGUUUUUUGCCAUAUUCAUGGGGAUUUGGGUGACGCUGUUUCUGGAGUUCUGGAAGAGGCGGCAGGCCCGUCUUGAGUACGAGUGGGAUCUUGUCGACUUUGAGGAGGAGCAACAGCAGCUGCAGCUUCGGCCAGAGUACGAGACCAAGUGCACCAACCGCAAGAUGAACCGCAUCACUCAGGAAACUGAGUUGGUUCUUGACAGGACUGCUACAGAUCUAGUGGGGAAAUUGUUUCUGUGCUGGGUCACCGUGCUCUUAUGGAUCUCAUUGAUCAUUGCCUGCAUCAUUGGGGUCAUAGCGUACCGCUUGGCGGUGUAUGCGGCCUUUGCUAGCAUCAUGAAGGACAGUCCCACCGCCCACCUGGAGGUAGUUGGCCCCUACAUCACACCACAGCUGGCCACUUCUGUCACCGCCUCUUGCAUCAACUUUGUCAUCAUCAUGAUCCUCAACCUCAUGUAUGAGAGAGUGGCUGUUUGGAUCACUGAUAUGGAAAUUCCAAAGACCCACCUGGAAUAUGAGAACAAGCUGACGGUGAAGAUGUUCCUCUUCCAGUUUGUCAACUACUACUCCUCCUGCUUCUAUGUGGCUUUCUUUAAGGGAAAGUUUGUUGGUUAUCCUGGAAAGUAUGCCUAUAUGUUUGGCUGGAGCCAACUAAGGAAUGAAGAGUGUGACCCUGGCGGUUGUCUCAUUGAGCUGACCACCCAGUUGGUGAUCGUGAUGACUGGUAAACAGGUGUGGGGCAACAUCCAGGAAGCUCUGGUCCCGUGGCUGAUGAACUGGUGGGGCAGCAGGAAGGCACGAAACCACCCAGAGAGUCUGUACAGCCGCUGGGAGCAGGAUCACGACCUGCAGGGCUUUGGACAGCUGGGCCUCUUCUAUGAGUACCUGGAAAUGGUGAUCCAGUUUGGUUUCAUCACACUGUUCGUCGCCUCCUUCCCCUUGGCACCCCUGCUGGCACUCAUCAACAACAUCAUUGAGGUUAGAGUGGACGCUUGGAAACUCACCACUCAGUUCAGACGCCCUGUGGCAGCCAAAGCUCACAGCAUCGGAGCCUGGGCGGAAAUCCUCAACGGCAUGGCUGUACUCUCUGUUGUGACAAAUGCGUUCAUCGUGGCCUUCACCUCUGAUAUGAUCCCUCGGCUAGUGUACAUGUACGCCUACGCGCCAAAGGGUGAGAUGACCAUGAAAGGCUACAUAAACAACAGCCUGUCGGUGUUCAACAUCUCUGAGUUCCCAGAGUUCAGCAGGCCCGAUGAUGACGAGAAUCCGGCCUGGUUCAACAGCUCCAUCACUACCUGCAGGUAUCGUGAUUACCGCUAUCCUCCUGGGCACGAGAAGCAGUACUCCCACACUAUGCAGUUCUGGCAUAUUUUGGCUGCCAAGCUGGCUUUCAUCAUUAUCAUGGAGCAUGUUGUGUUCAUAGUUAAAUUCCUCGUGGCCUGGUUGAUUCCUGAUGUGCCGGCCGACGUGAGGGCUCGGGUGAAGAGAGAGCGCUACCUGGUCCAGGAGUAUCUCCACAACUACGAAGUGGAGAAGCUGAAGAUCCAACUCAGCCAGAACAGCAGCGAGUGUAACUGCACGCCCAUGAUAUAUCCGUCUUUAUCCAAACAUGAGGUGCUGUCAGAGUGCCUUUAGCCCGACCAGUGGGACGCUCUGAUGUAGAUUCCCCUGCUUGUGUAUUCUGAUACAGACCACCACUUUGCAGCGCUGCCUGUGUUGCUCACAGACGGCGUUUACUAAAGAGCUAGAGGUUUACUCAACUCCAAGCUAUCCCUCUACUACAAACCUGCUGAUAGUGGACUUCUAGUGCACAACUUGCAAAGACCAAGUCUCCAUGCAUGCUGAAACAUUGAGGCACUUGAAUUUAAACAUCUUUCACCUAUUUAUAGCUUUUCUCUCGCUGUGUUGUAAUUAAAGUGUUGAGGAUAUUUAACAUUUGCUGUAAGGAAAGAGGAAAUGAUACACUGAGUCUAAACCGGACAGCUUGUUUUAAAGGAAGACUAUUUAUUUUAAGUGCCACUAUGAGUAACCAAAGACUUGAUGCCUUAAUAUGAUAGAUCACAAACUCAGCAUCGGUUCUACAUCAGUCAUAUCAAAGUUACUGCAGAGUUUGCUUGUUCUUGAAGGUUUGAAUAUUCCCAUUGUUCAAACUUUAUGUUCAGAUCAAUGAAGCUUUCCAGUGUCUAUUUUUUUGUUUGUUUUCUACAGUUAUUACAACAAAUGUGAGCAUUGUUUCUUUCUCAGCAUUGAGGUCACAGCACAGAUGUAACACAAUUUUCCCAAAUUAUGUCCCUCACUUCCCUGGACAAAUUUUGUCAUAAUCUCAUAGCAGCCCAACAGUUUCUGCAGGCCAAAACCUGACAUGUGAAGUAGCUGCUUCUUCUUUUUUUUUUCUAAAGAGAAAUCUGUGCUGCUGUUACUACUGUGAGUAGGGACAGAUUUUGUCCUGCGAUGGCCAGUUGUUCAGCCGCAGAAGCAGCAGCUGGUGCGCGUUGACUGUUGACAGUGUGUCCUGUUCAUGGAGAUGAGAGGCGAAAGCCCUAAGAGAGUGAAGAGAUCCCUUUUUAAUGUGCCUCUGUUUACCGACAUGUCGCCGCUAAUGAAAGCCCCCCCUCCUCCCACUGAACCCUGUUUGCUCCAUUACACAAAGCACAUCAGCCAUCGCCUAGCUCUUGUGCUGCUGGUUUCCUCUGCUGUUUCUGUGUAGAGAAGGAAAGAUGCACAUUCUUUUUAUUAUUUUGCACAAAGCACUUAAUGAAUUGUGACUACCAAGACAUACACAUGUCAAACUAAUUGUUGUCAUGACACUAUGUACUCGUAAUCAGUGUUUUGAAGCAGCAAGGUGUGAUAACUGUUGACAAUUUCAAUGGAAGAAGAGCUGUACUGUUAGUAAAAAAAGAGUUCCCUGUUCUGAUGUUGAUGUUUGUAUUAAGUUUAAAUGUCAGCCAGAAGAUGAGAUGUGGCUUUUGUUAGAAAUGAUAUGAAGGAUGUUUCACAUUUAUAAUAUGGUCAUGUGUGAGGUAUAUCUGUUAUUGAACUAUUUAAAUUGAAUAUAAAGUAGCCAACUGGUUGUGCUGCAGACUCAGACGACUAAAUCUGUUGAUUUAAGGUGUAUUUAGAUCUGGCAGUCUAACUACAGUACACUUGCCUUACUUGUUACCUUUGCUCAGCUGAAGUAAUGCCUGUUGAUGCCUUAACACAUCCAGUGCUUUGUUUUCUCUUGUAUUUACUUGUACUUCUCUCCCACCCUUUUUUGUGUAUGUUCUCUUUUGUUAUACUUCAGUAAUAUUUUAUUUUGAAAAAGGUGAACCUGUUUACUGUAUACUUAAAGUUAAAAUUUCAAGUUUUUACUAUUUUUUUUUUGUAAUUGUCCCAUAUCCAAAUGUGUAAUGUAACAAAAAAAACCUCUCUAAAAUAAAGUACCAGUUCAACUUGA